Hepatospora eriocheir is the source of this 318-nucleotide messenger RNA. The record is from the annotation of a GenBank genome assembly. Lineage: Eukaryota; Fungi; Microsporidia; Hepatosporidae.
AUGGUUGAAGAAGGAAAAAUUUAUUUACCGUUUGAUGAAGCUUUUGAAGUGUUUAAAACUUUAAUACAACAAUAUGAUUAUUAUAAACCACAAUACAACACACACUCUACUGCCGGAUUUAACAAUUCACCUAGAAAACCCACUAAACCAAAUUUAACUAAUCGAACAUUCUCCUUUAAUAAUUCUUUAGAUUUCUUUAAAAAUCUAUCAAAUCAACAAUCUAAUAACAACAAUAAAACAUCACACUCACAUGAUUCUACUGAUAACAAUAAAGUUGAAAUAACACACUCAAACAACAACACACACUCAAUAUAUUGA